Molecule: messenger RNA, 2290 nt
Organism: Aspergillus saccharolyticus JOP 1030-1
Lineage: Eukaryota; Fungi; Ascomycota; Eurotiomycetes; Eurotiales; Aspergillaceae
Product: transcription factor domain-containing protein
Exons: 10
Coding region: 182-2215 (677 amino acids)
Biological process (GO): regulation of DNA-templated transcription; DNA-templated transcription
Molecular function (GO): zinc ion binding; DNA binding; DNA-binding transcription factor activity, RNA polymerase II-specific
Source: RefSeq, a predicted model, not a curated record
CCUUAUCAGAGCAACCGUGACUCAAAUGCUCAACGUGGGCGGUUUCUCUUAUCAGUUGCCGUUUCCCCAACAAUAGUUAUUUGUGUCGACACCGUAUCCGAACGUCAGAAGUCAAACAGAACAGCAUCUUAUUGAAAGAGACCUGUCAGCGGACUAUAAGCACUAGCAAGGGAACCCGAAGAUGACUCAUGGUAAGGCCCAUCGUGGGCUGCAGCACCGAUCUGCCGAAGAACGCGCAAACGCCAGACGGUCGAUGGUAGCAUGUAAUCGAUGUCGCUCGAGGAAGACCCGCUGCGCUGGCAAUCCACCCUUCCCAUGUGCUGCGUGCGAGGACGUCGGUUGCGAUUGUGUGUAUUCCGAAGCGGAGAAACGUGUGUCAAUCACGGAGAGUUAUUUCCGUCGUUUACUGUCCGAUGCCCAAGCCGCUCGUCAAAACAGCGGUCGCCCUCCUCCACCGGCUGCCAGCUCGACCUCAGGUUCCAAGAGUUUUUCCAUGACCCCAGUGGAGACGUCACUGGAGAGAGAUGACUGGUGGUAUAAUGGGGCCGAUAACCUUCUUCUCAACCGGUCGGGCGAGCACCAAUUCAUUGGAGCAUCAUCGGCCACCCAUCUGAUCAAGCGUCUGAAUCCAACCUCCAAGAAUUUGGCGUCGGACGUGCGUCCACUUUAUGACGACCCAAGCUCAUUGCGUCGCGCUAUAUCCCCUGCUUUACCUCAAUUACCGCCGUUCGAGUACGCCAAGCGCCUAUACUGGGUGCAGUACAGCUAUAUCGGAACAAUAUUCUCUCUUAUUCAACCAGAGGACUAUGAGGAGCGGCUCCAUAUAGUUUACUAUCAAACUCCAGAUCUUCUGAGCCGGGAGUCAUGCCUGGUCUACUGCCAAGUUCUGCUUAUCAUCUCAUACGGGCUGCUUUAUUCCGUGAACCAGUGGUCCGGCGACGAUGGUCCACCUGGUUUUAAGUACUUCAAACAUGCACUUCGCUUUCUACCGGACAUCCACGAGGAAGGUUCCAUUUUCUUCGUCGAAGUACUAUGCUAUGUGGCAUAUUACAUGCAGAACCUCAACCGGCGGGAUGCUGCAUUCCUCUACAUCGGCACAGCCCUUCGAAUGGCCAUCUCACUCGGGCUUCACCAGGAAGCCUCAGAUCCAGCGAUGAGCGAGGAGGACCGCAAUCGUCGACGUCGUUCCUGGUGGUCCGUGUACAGUCUAGACCGGCUCCUCUCUGUAAAAUCUGGCAAUCCCAUCACUAUUCAAGAUGAAGACAUAGGAACCACUUGGCCUCAGCCCGUCAAUCCCAGCGACGUCGUACCGUGGCCCUCUGUAGUGCUCAUUUACUAUACCCAACUGUCAAGAAUCCUAGGUCGCAUUGGCGAAGAGAUAUAUCGCAAGAAACCUCGUUCUGGAUCAAACCUUUUGCUUUCUGUGCAAAGCAUCAUGGAUCAGUUAUUUGACUGGCUGCGCCGAGUACCCGAUCGCUUGCGCAUCGAUUUCUCGACUCUUGGAACGCACAUCAACCGCGAGUCUGUAUCUCUAUUCUUGCAUUUCUAUUCGUGUGUGAAUAUGACGGCUAGACCGUUGGUCUUUUAUGUAAUUCAGCGACGUCUUGAUGCAGAGACGGCUGGGUCGGUCACGGGUGACUGGAAGGAAGGUCUUUCGCAGAACGCUGUGCAAGUUAUCGAGAGCUGCAUUUCAGCCGCUCGAGCGACCAUCAUGAUCAUGGAUGCUGCCAGCAAGCAAAAUCUCGUUGCAACCUAUGGUUAUCUAGACGGGGAGUAUAUUUUUUCAGCCGCCCUGUUGCUAGUGAUGGUUAAUGCGGCAUUCCCUCACAAUGAACCUAAUGCGCGUUCCAUGGCAACAGCACUGAACCUCCUCCGUGGAAUGGCCGAUCGAGGAAAUACCAUCCUCGAAGCUCGCCACUCAUUACUUCUUGAGUUGCAAUCCACCAUUGGGCCUAUUCGCGCAGGGAACGAGGCAAGCGAGGACGUGCAGGUCCUAGCGACCCCCGCCAGUACUCAGAAACACACGCCAUCUUCUAGCGUCGUGGAGCCACCGGUGCCGACAGAUCAAAGAGCUCACAACCAGGAUAUUUCUUUCAUGCAGGACAUAUCUUUCGAUUUUGACGUAAAUGAUGAUCCAGGGCUAUGGGAGGAGGUUCUUCAUCAGAUUGACAUCGAUAUGGACACUGAUUUGAUUGAGCAAGCACUGCGCAGAUGAUACAAAUAUGAUGAACAUACACCUUCCAGUCCUCUUUUUGCCUUUGCAGUACGAGUACAAAUUAGCGACGUGACA